CUGCUGAUUUCGUAAGCCGCGGCUGCUGAGGAGGUUCCGCUGGCUGCUGUGUACGCGGCGAGUUACACCUGGUGCGGCCCACUCGGCUCCCACUGCACCCCUCGAACCGGGUCUCAACGCCAACUGCGGCCGGGUAGCCAUCUAAACAUGGACUCCGCCGGCCAAGAUAUCAACCUGAAUUCUCCUAACAAAGGUCUGCUCUCCGACUCCAUGACGGAUGUCCCUGUGGACACAGCGGUGGCUGCCCAGGCUCCUGCUGUCGAGGGUCUGACAGAGACCGAGGCCGAGGAGCUCAGGGCGGAGCUUGCAAAGGUGGAAGAGGAAAUUGUCACUCUGCGCCAGGUGCUGGCAGCCAAGGAGAGGCACUGUGGCGAGCUGAAGAGGAAGCUGGGCCUUUCCGCCUUGGAGGGCCUGAAGCAAAAUCUCUCCAGGAGUUGGCAUGACGUGCAGGUCUCCAAUGCCUACAUGAAAACUUCUGAGAAACUCGGAGAGUGGAAUGAGAAAGUGACCCAGUCAGACCUCUACAAGAAAACCCAGGAAACCCUGUCUCAGGCGGGACAGAAGACCUCAGCGGCCCUGUCCACCGUGGGCUCUGCCAUCAGCCGGAAGCUUGGGGACAUGAGGAAUUCUGCUACCUUCAAGUCAUUUGAGGACCGAGUUGGGACCAUCAAGUCUAAAGUUGUCGGUGGCAGAGAGAAUGGUGGUGACAACCUUCCCUCUCCAACGGGGAGUGGUGACAGACCGUUGCCUGAUCACAUACCUUUCUAAGACUGUAGCGACUUUGCCUGGCCAUGGAAUAAGCACACCCUCAUCGCCACAACUGCAACUUCGAGUGGUGGGUGUGGAGGACAAUUAUGCCAUCCCCAUGGAGACGUGGUCGCCGCACUCGCAUGGGUCAGAGAACACGCCUUGUCCA
This is a messenger RNA of Dama dama (fallow deer), 916 nucleotides long. RefSeq names its product TPD52 like 2 (gene TPD52L2). NCBI's taxonomy places the organism in Eukaryota, Metazoa, Chordata, Mammalia, Artiodactyla, Cervidae. Gene Ontology annotation, biological process: carbohydrate metabolic process. Bases 148 to 768 code for a protein of 206 amino acids. Gene Ontology annotation, cellular component: cytoplasm. The transcript is spliced from 7 exons. The record is from RefSeq and is a predicted model, not a curated record.